This is a messenger RNA of Ilex paraguariensis (yerba mate), 315 nucleotides long. NCBI's taxonomy places the organism in Eukaryota, Viridiplantae, Streptophyta, Magnoliopsida, Aquifoliales, Aquifoliaceae. The record is from the annotation of a GenBank genome assembly.
AUGUUACAGAAUGUUAGAUUCAAUGAUGAGGAUGAGCCUGAGAAAAUGCUGGGUGAUAGUGAUGCUGGUGGAGAUGAUGUAGAUGACUUAGUGGUAAAAGUCUCUAUUAGUGAAGAUGAGACCAAGAGUUUUGAAGACCUCCAAGAUGCUUAUAAUGAAUUAUACAAGGAGUGUCUAAAACAAGGUAAGAAGUUGCUUUGCUUAAGCAUGAGGCUCAAAACACGUGAAGAGGUAAAGAAAUCACUUCAUAUGGACUUAUUUAAGUCCGAAGCUCAUAUUGUUGGACUUGAGGAGAAGAAGUCCCUCCAUGACAAG